AUGUCAGCAUUUAUCCUACGGAAGCAGCCGAAGAAGAAGAAGAAGAAGAAGAAGAAGGUCGCAGUGUGUGCGCGCUCAGUCUCAGAUAAGAUGGCGGACGGUGAGGUAGCAUCGGCUAAGAAGAAGAAGAAGGCGAAGAGAGUCAGCGAAGAUGUUGGGGACGUCCAGCAGAGCGAAGAUUUCUUCAUCAAGCCAGAGUCUAAAGUUCCGUCGUUGGACACAUCUCAGUGGCCGCUGCUGCUGAAGAACUUUGAUAAACUUAACAUCCGGACGGCUCACUACACCCCCCUACCCAACGGCAGCAACCCUCUGAAGAGGAACAUCCACGACUAUGUCAGGUCGGGUUUCAUCAACCUGGACAAGCCGGCGAACCCGUCGUCCCACGAGGUCGUGGCGUGGAUUCGGAGGAUCCUUCGGGUUGAGAAGACGGGUCACAGCGGUACGCUCGAUCCCAAAGUCACCGGUUGUCUGAUCGUGUGCGUCGAUCGAGCCACGCGAUUGGUCAAAUCCCAGCAGAGCGCAGGUAAAGAGUAUGUGGGAAUCGUUCGGCUGCACAAUGCAAUAGAGAGCGAACAUGCUCUGGCCCGGGCGUUGGAGACAUUGACCGGAGCUUUGUUCCAGCGGCCGCCGCUGAUCGCCGCCGUGAAACGUCAGCUGAGAGUCCGAACGAUCUAUGAGAGCAAACUGAUCGAGUACGACCCUGAGAGGAGGCUAGGUAUCUUCUGGGUGAGCUGUGAGGCAGGAACCUACAUCCGGACCCUGUGCGUCCACAUGGGCCUGCUGCUGGGGGUCGGAGGCCAGAUGCAGGAGCUGAGGAGAGUCCGGUCCGGCGUCCUGGGAGAGAAGGACAACAUGGUGACGAUGCACGACGUCCUGGAUGCCCAGUGGCAGUUCGAUCACAACAAAGACGAGACGUACCUGAGGAGAGUCAUUUUCCCGCUGGAGAAGCUGCUGGUGUCGCACAAACGGCUGGUGAUGAAGGACAGUGCAGUCAACGCCAUCUGUUACGGGGCCAAGAUCAUGCUGCCAGGUGUGCUGAGGUACGAGGACGGCAUCGAGAUGAACCAGGACAUCGUCGUCAUGACGACGAAGGGCGAGGCCAUCUGCACAGCCGUCGCUCUGAUGACCACCGCCGUCAUCUCCACCUGCGAUCACGGCGUCGUGGCGAAGAUCAAGAGGGUGAUCAUGGAGAGAGACACGUAUCCUCGGAAGUGGGGUCUGGGUCCGAAGGCGAGUCAGAAGAAGAUGAUGAUCCAGAAAGGACUCCUCGACAAACACGGCAAACCAAACGGCAACACGCCACAAGACUGGAAGGAACAAUAUGUCGACUACAGCGUCUCCAAAAAGACAACAGAGGAGCCAACAGAGACUCCAGCGAAGAGGAAGCGGGAGGCGGCGGAGAGCGACGGAGAGGUGACACAGCCCGAUACGCCGUCUGCAGAGGAGGCGAAGAAAGAAAAGAAGAAAAAGAAGAAAGAAAAGAGGGCCAAGAUGGAGGAGGCCGAGACAGGGGCGGAGCCAGACGAUACAGGGGCGGAGCCAGACGCAGAGGUGGUAGAAAGUGCCAAAAAGAAGAAAAAGAAGAAGAAACAGAAGGAAAGCGACACGUCAGAGUGACGACGGAUCUACAGAUCAACAGGAGACUCCGCCCACAUCACACCUGUCUGAGCGCAAAGCAUUCUGGGAGUUUAUUAAUGGACUGCAUGAGAGCAGAAAGAAGAGGAGCGGUUUUGUAUAAAUCUUUAGUUUUUUUCAUCUGUAAAUACCUGUUUUUUUUGUAAUUUGGAAAUAAAAGUAUUUACUUCA
Amphiprion ocellaris (clown anemonefish) is the source of this 1806-nucleotide messenger RNA. It is a transcript of the gene dkc1, whose product is annotated as dyskeratosis congenita 1, dyskerin. The record is from RefSeq and is a predicted model, not a curated record. Gene Ontology annotation, molecular function: RNA binding; pseudouridine synthase activity. The coding region runs from base 1 to 1617 and encodes 538 amino acids. Lineage: Eukaryota; Metazoa; Chordata; Actinopteri; Pomacentridae. Gene Ontology annotation, biological process: box H/ACA sno(s)RNA 3'-end processing; mRNA pseudouridine synthesis; rRNA pseudouridine synthesis. The transcript is spliced from 15 exons. Gene Ontology annotation, cellular component: box H/ACA snoRNP complex.